Molecule: messenger RNA, 309 nt
Organism: Purpureocillium lilacinum
Lineage: Eukaryota; Fungi; Ascomycota; Sordariomycetes; Hypocreales; Ophiocordycipitaceae
Source: RefSeq, a predicted model, not a curated record
AUGUCGAUCGCGGUAUUCGUGACGGCGAGGCAUGGCGGUCGUGAAACGGGGCCGGUUACGUCGAGCUUGGACUUGCCUACUAUAAGCACGGAUAGGAGGUGGUGGAGUCGACCGUUGCCUCAAAGUCAAUUCGCAGGGCAGUUGCAGACAGAGUUCGAAACAAUCAAGGGACUGUGGCGACGGGCCCGCUUCAGGGACACGAGAAGGCAGGUCUACAUACGCUAUAAAGGACUUGGAUCUGGGUUAGAAUGUGAUCUCAGGCCUCGACAUACCCUCGCCACAGCGGAAGACUUGCGAGUUGGUGAUUGA